AAUCACGACAUACUACAAUUUUUAUUCUAGAGAUUUUUUUUGUCUUAUUGUUAUUCUGUUAGAUUUAUAUAACUAAUCAUAUAUCACAGAAAUCAUUCUCUGAAUAAGCAUUUAUGAUUUUAAUAGACCACUUGUAACUUUUUUGUGUCUAAAUUAGUUGCAUUUUAAAAUUUAAUUUAUAAAAAAUCUCAACUAUUAUAUUAUUCCGGCUGGUGCUUUUUUUUCGUAAUGGAAUUUCAUUUAAAAAUGGAUAACAGAAAAUAUGGAAGCAUGUCCUCAGUUGAUUGGAAUUCUCAACAAAGGGUGUUGUUUCUUCAGACACAGCAUGCUGAAACUUUAAAAGAGCUCCACAGCGAAAUAACGAAAUUACAAAAGAGGUGUUCAGAAUUAACAUUCGAGUUGGCAAUGAAAUCAACAAGUACAUCCCAAGAAGAUUCUCUAUCAGUAGAAGUAUCACAACUCAAGAAAACUUUAGCCGAUCGGAAUACCUAUAUUAAUCGUCUCGAGACAGAAAUCAAACAAGAUCGCCUCAACUGGAAGAAUUUAGAGAAUGAAUUUCGUGAUACAAUUCGAAAAUAUAAAUUAGAAUUGGAAAAUCGAGAAAAAACUGCCCAAGAAUUGAGAUUACUCCUUCAAAAAAAGUCUGAUGAACUAGUUUCUAUGACGAUGAAAAAAGAACCACGAAGUCCAAUAAUGCCAUCUCCCCCUGUAACAGGAAAUCGAAGAAGAUUAAGUAUUGAUUCUAGGAGCGAAAGGGAAUGGAUGAAAAGUAGUUAUGUUCCUGACCCUAAACCUUUCCUGCAGCGAAAAGAGAAAUUAGCAAACGUAAGAUGCCUUCCAAAAUCUGCUCAAACAGUUUUACCGCCUAUAGCAAAAAGAAAUGAAACAAAACCGUCCACAAGCCCAUCCAAUUCAGCCAGAAAAUGA
Molecule: messenger RNA, 927 nt
Organism: Dimorphilus gyrociliatus
Lineage: Eukaryota; Metazoa; Annelida; Polychaeta; Dinophilidae
Source: the annotation of a GenBank genome assembly